CCGUAAAGUUGGGUAAAUGUUAGUUUUCAGUUUGAUGCUAGUGAAUAAUUCAGCACUAAGGCCAUAUGACUGGUAACGAAAGGCAGAUUCAGUACAAGCAAUGUCUACUCUUAUGUGCAAGUUCUGUCAGGUUGUGUAAAAAUGAUUUGACACUAGUAGGUUGUCUGCAGAAUCCUAAUGGUGGCUAUGGAACUUGGGAGCUAGCUCGUACACAUCCUUGGAUGGAGAAUUUAAACAUGACAGAGAUAUAUGCAGACAUCAUGGUGGAGCAUCAGUACGUCGAGUGUACCUCGUCGGUCAUCCAAGCAUUGGCCCUGUUUCGGCAAAAAUACCCCAUGCAUCGGGAAGAUGAAAUAGAACAGUGUAUCAGGAGAGCGACAGAAUUCAUCGAGAAGUCACAGAAUGAGGACGGUUCAUGGUUUGGAUCAUGGGGUGUUUGCUUCACAUAUGGCACAUGGUUUGCUAUAGAGGGCCUAUCAGCAGUUGGACAGUGUUACAAUAACAGCACCUACAUUCGGAAGGCUUGCCAGUUUCUAUUAUCCAAGCAGCUAAGGAAUGGUGGAUGGGGUGAGAGUCAUCUUUCAUCCACAACCAAGGCUUACACGAACCUAGAUGGGGAGAAAUCACACAUAGUCAACACCGCAUGGGCGAUGUUGGCGCUAAUGAAAGCUGGACAGGCCGAAAGAGAUGCAUCUCCUUUGCUCAAAGCAGCAGGGCUUAUCAUGAACAUGCAACUCGGCAAUGGUGACUUCCCUCAGGAGGAAAUGAUUGGAAGUUUCUUGAAGAAUGGCCCCUUAUGUUAUAUGGCUUAUCGCAAUAUAUUCCCCAUAUGGGCCCUUGGAGAGUAUCAUAGAUUGGUACUUUGCUCCGACUAAAUUAGUUACUUCGGGUAUGGAGCAACUGAAUUAUGCUCCUCUGCUGGCAAUGCUACCCUAUGAACCCGGCAGGCUGAAAGUGAUUUCUUGAAAGAAAGAGAAGAUUUGUAUGUCUUGAAGGAAGAAACAAGAAGAUAGUCGAGUAAUUAUAGGUGGUGUGCAUAUAUGAACAUGGUACAGAAUAUUAUCUGUUGUAAUCGAUUCAUUAAUUUGUUGUAAAUUGUACAAGAUUCCCCAAAAUUUUUUGUACAAUCAUUGUUAUGCAGAUGCAUUAGUACUAUUAAAUAAUUAAUUAUUGAUACAGUA
Molecule: messenger RNA, 1181 nt
Organism: Triticum dicoccoides
Lineage: Eukaryota; Viridiplantae; Streptophyta; Magnoliopsida; Poales; Poaceae
Product: cycloartenol synthase 2-like
Exons: 7
Coding region: 66-875 (269 amino acids)
Biological process (GO): triterpenoid biosynthetic process
Cellular component (GO): lipid droplet
Molecular function (GO): intramolecular transferase activity
Source: RefSeq, a predicted model, not a curated record